UGGAAAAUUGCUAAAGCAAAUUCUGGAGAAAAGAAAUGGCAUUUGACCCAAAAAAAAAGAAGAAGGGUACAAUGGCAGAGAGAAUAGGGUCAUGAGAAUCUAACUCCCAAACUUAGCAAUGCUUAGGUACCUUCCUUAAUUACUUCUCUUUACACUCUUUCUCUCCUUUUAUCUCUACACCCCCCAAAUUUUAAUUGCACAUUUUUUAGUAAACCCCUCCUUGUUCGCUCAUAAUAGAGUCGUUUUGUUUUUAACUUCCCUUUCUCAAACACCACUACUCCCUCUCCUUUUUUGAGAGAACCCAAAUCAUAGGAAACCAAAACACACUUAUAAUCCGUUUGAUUGAUCUUAUAUUGGUUUCCAUUUUUAUUUCUGAUUUUGUAAACCCACCAAGUUUUUUUCAUGAGAUGGAUGAGUCGUAACUGAUCUCUGCUUCUUCACAAGUUGGGUGUUUAAUCAUGGGAUCCCAGACACCAUCAUCAUCAUCAUCAAUACCAUCAUCAGAAAAAUCGAGAGCUAAAUUCAGUCUCUUUUAUAUAUUCCUACUCUGCGUUGUCCUCUAUGUGUUGGCCACUUCCAUACCCCCUUCUUCACUUUCUUCUCCAUAUAUUAGGAACUCUAAUUCUGGGAAAUUAGGGCACUUCUAUGCACAGGUUCGUAAGCUUUUUUACCCUUUACUUUCUUGCAGUCCUCCAACAGUCAGCGAUUGUGACGGCAUGUUGAGAUGGAGAGCAGCAGAGAUGCCAUGUACUCCUGAAAAGAAUCUCAGCCGUUCGAUUCGCUUCAGCACACGAGGACAAGUACAGUAAUCGACUUUGGUCCGUUCACCACAUAUGGGUCCCUGCCUUGCGUUUGAGGAGGAAGGCAAGAGUACACUUGUGAUAAAGAAGAUGAGGAUCGGUGACUGGACCAAAGAGGCGGAGCUACGGAGGAUUUUAAAGGGAUUGGGGUCAUCUCCGCCACGGUGCACCUCCAAGUGUGGAAGAUGCACGCCGUGCAAGCCUGUGCACGUCCCGGUAUCUUCGGGCACUCCUGUCACCGCUGAAUACUACCCUGAAGCUUGGAGAUGCAAAUGCGGCAACAAGUUGUACAUGCCAUGAUCUUUUAUAAACGAAUAUAUACUCAUAUAUAUAUAUACACGUUAUAUAUAUGAUUUUAUAUGCAGGUUGAUGAUCAUAUGUAAUGUCUCUACUCAAAUAUUUAUUAUAUCUUAAACAUGCUUCGAGGACAAACCCAACGUGAAGCUUUAAUGA
This is a messenger RNA of Brassica napus (rape), 1253 nucleotides long. Its product is annotated as EPIDERMAL PATTERNING FACTOR-like protein 6. Lineage: Eukaryota; Viridiplantae; Streptophyta; Magnoliopsida; Brassicales; Brassicaceae. The record is from RefSeq and is a predicted model, not a curated record. Gene Ontology annotation, biological process: stomatal complex development; guard cell differentiation.